AUGAAAUCUGUAUCGGUAUGUCAGAAGUUAGUCCCAGUUAUGUCGCUGACAACGGCUGCCAUCCGCCGCCUGACCACGAUCCUGCACGUGCAAACGUCUCGGCACUUCACCCGAACCCUGGCAGCUGGCCAGUCCCUGUGCAAAUUCGUCGACUUCAAGACUGAAGACGACUUCGUAGACUCCGUCAUGUACAGCCUUGAGCCAGUGAUCGUGAACUUCCACGCGGACUGGUGUGAGCCUUGCCACGUGCUCACGCCUCGACUCAGGUCACUUGUGGGGAGCAAAUCGAAACUCAAGUUGUGCGUGGUGAAUAUCGGGGAGUUUCCCGAGCUCGUGAGGGAGUUUGAAAUCCAAGCCGUGCCAGCAGUGAUUGCAGUGAAGAAGGGACGCAUUGUUGACCAGUUCGUCGGGCUGGUGGACGAAGAGAAAAUCCGGGAGUUUCUCAGUCGGCUAGAAGAAACCGAUGACCCGGCAGAAAGUUCAAGCUAA
Notodromas monacha is the source of this 489-nucleotide messenger RNA. Lineage: Eukaryota; Metazoa; Arthropoda; Ostracoda; Podocopida; Cyprididae. The record is from the annotation of a GenBank genome assembly.